Molecule: messenger RNA, 4226 nt
Organism: Gilbertella persicaria
Lineage: Eukaryota; Fungi; Mucoromycota; Mucoromycetes; Mucorales; Choanephoraceae
Exons: 8
Coding region: 63-4058 (1331 amino acids)
Biological process (GO): actin cortical patch assembly; endosomal transport; endocytosis
Cellular component (GO): cytoplasm; plasma membrane; nucleus
Molecular function (GO): actin binding; calcium ion binding
Source: RefSeq, a predicted model, not a curated record
CCUCAUCUUAUUUUUCUGUUCUCUUUUUUUCUUUGUUUUUUAAGCACUAGAAUAGAAAAACAAUGUUUCAAAAUUCAGGUUCACAGUCAGGACCUGCAAAAGGUAUUCGUUUAAGCUUCUUGACACAGGCUGACCAAGCAAAGUUUGAGCAGCUCUUUGCUCAAAGUGCUGCUCCUUAUGGUGGUAGCAAAAUUCCUGCACAAACUGUAAGUGAGCUCCUAAGACGCUCUAACCUCGACAAUAACUCGCUGGCAAAGAUUUGGGAUCUUGCUUCUAUUGCCAAUGCACCUCAUUUGACAUUUCCCGAAUUUGCAGUAGCCAUGUUCUUGACUUCCAAGCAAUUAACGGGUCAAGCAUUACCUGCAUCACUUCCACCGAACAUACGAGAAGAAACUGAAAUUGCCAUGGCAACCAUUGAAUCGACCGAGACAUCUCAACAGCUUGUCAACACCAAUACACCACAAUACAUGAAUCCUCCUAUGAUGGCAGGUAUGCAGUCUACUGGCAUGCAGCCUCAAGUGGCAGGUAUACGACUUACAGGUAUGCAACCUACAGGUAUGCAGCCUCAAAUGACAAGUAUGCAGCCUCAAAUGACAGGUAUGCCUUCCCAAUUACCUAUAAUGACAGGCAUGCAAAGACCUACACCACCACCAAUACCUCAAUUACCAAUGCAGACAGGCUACACAAGUCAAUUUCAAGCACCAAUGCAAACAGGUUUCCAGCCAUCACAACCAUCAACAAAACCUCGUUUGCAAAACUUGGAUUUUGCAAAAAAGAUGAUGCCUAACCAAAAUGGUGUCACGAACCUUUUGAAUCCCAGUCUUGGCACCAAGGAUUCAGAACGUAUUUCUUGGAAGAUUAGCCCUGAAGAAAAGCAACGAUACCGUGAGAUUUUUGAUGCUUGGGAUGGAACAGGCACUGGAUUUAUGUCUGGUGAAACAGCAAAAGAUGUCUUAACACAAUCACAACUGCCACCUGAGGAUUUAAUGAAGAUCUGGAAUUUAGCAGAUCAUGACAACAAGGGAAGUUUGGAUCAUGAUGAAUUUGCCAUUGCCAUGCAUUUAGUUUAUCGAAAGAUGAAUGGAUUUGAGAUUCCUUCUGUCUUGCCUCCUGAACUUCGUCCUCCUUCUAGCUUGCUUAAGAAAUUUGUCAUUGGUCGCCGUCCUCCACCUUCCACACCAUCUUUCGGUAGUCCUCAGCAUCAACCAAGUAGAGAAGAGACCGAAGAUUAUUCGCUUUACAACAGCAACCAACAUGAUUAUGUCUCUAGUUCUCGUAGAAAGGGCCCUCAAUCUUUUGUCAGUCGCUCUUAUGCUAGUUAUAACAAUGAUGAUGACGAGGAGGAUGUUCGAGUUUUGGAAGAUCUUCGCCGUCAAAUUUCGGAAACGAAACGUCAACUUGACCGUAUGCCAAAAAUCACUACUACAUCUGCCUACAGUGCCAGCAAUAAAUACUCAUUAGAAGAAUUGAAAGAAAAAAUUAGACGUGCUCAUGAAGGCUUGCAUUAUGCUACUAAAAGCAACCCUUUAUCCAGUAAAUACUUUGAAAAUAAGGAAACAUUGCUUGGAUUAUUGGAAACACAGAAAUCACUUCAAGAUGAAAUUCAAUACUUGUGUAAUCGUGAUAUUCCUGUUUUGGCACGACAAUUGCGUGGCUCUGCUGCUGAAUUAAGAGAUGCUAAAGUACGCAACUCCCGAAAGACAGAUAGUUCUCAAGAUUUCAUGGCAUUUAUUCAACCCACGGGUCCUGGUGGAUCUAUUACUGAAAGUGACCGUGUGCGUGCUAAAGCCAAGGCUAUGAUGGCUGCACGUAAGGCUGGUCAAACCGGAUCAAGCUCAGACGCAAGCUUUGUUCUUCGUCGUGCAGAAGAAGAAAAAGAAGAAAUGGAUCGUAAAGCAGACAACGUUGAACGUGAAAUGGAAAAGUCUCGUACAGCUUUAUUGGAUAUGCGUGGUGAUUUGAGAUACUUAGAAGAAAUGCCAGCUUCAAAAGACUUGCAAGACAAAAAACGAUUUGAAAAUGGACAAGAACUUGCUUAUGAAUUGCGUCGUUUUAUUGAACAAUUGGACAGCAAGAUUUCAGAACCAUCAAGCUAUUCUCCUCAUACAUCGAGCAAUUUUAGAAGCACUUCUUCUUUAGGUGGUUAUCAAAGUCCCUCAUAUGUUGCUAGUCCUACUCUCUCUUCAGUAGCCGCAAGUCCAAAGCCCAAGCCUGCUCCUGCUCGUCCUCGUACAGCUGAAGAGAUCAAGAAAGAGGCUGAAAGACGUGUUCAAGAGCGCUUGGCUGCCAUUCAAGCCAAGAGAAAUCCUGGCAGUUCUCCUCGCUCUAGUGCAUCUGCUACACCCGCUACACCUGUACACAAUAAGCUCAAUGAAGCUGAAAAUGUUGAUCAACAUGCUGAGCGUGAAGCACAAGAAAUGCUGCGCGCUUCUGUAAGUCAACUUGAAGAAGCUGACCGAAAAAAGAGAGAAGUUGACCUCGAACGUCUUCGUGAAAGUGAAAAUCUUGAACGUCAACGUUUAGAAGACUUGCAAAGGGAAGAAGAAAGAGCUCGCAAACAAAGAGAGGAAGAAGAUGAAAAGAGACGAGAACAAGAGGAUCGCGAGUUUGAAGAAAGAAAGCGUCUGAGAUUGGCUAAAGAAGAGGCUGAUCGACAAGCUCGUUUUGAUGCUAUUAGACGUCAUGAAGAAGAAGAGGAGGCCAAGAAGGCUCAAAAGACAGAACACAAGCCCGAAGAAGUUCCUUCUACUGAACCUGCACCUUCUGUUUCAUCUCCUGCACCACCUCCACCUCCACCUCCAGCGGUAACAUCACCUGCUGUUCUAUCCGAAUCCCCUGCCCCUACUACUGAUGUUUCUGCUGCAACUACAAGCAGCAAUAAUCCUUUUGCUAAACUUCAACAAUCAAAUGCAGUCUCUCCUGUUGGUUCCUCUCAGGCAGAGAAACCUAACGAACCAACCACUACCACCAACAAACGUAUCAGCUAUAAUCCUUUUGCUACAUUCUCUGCAUUUUCUGCCACUAAAGGCAAUGCUCUAGACGACAGUGACUCUGAUGAUGAUGGUUGGGAUGUUGGCCAUGAUGAUUCAGAAGAUGAGAAUGAGUUCCCUGCUGCUGGCAGUGCCAAGAACUUGGCUGGUAUGUUGUUUGAUGCCAUGAGCAAGCGUGGUGAUAGCGAUGUCUCCCGUCAAGUCUCUCCCAAACCUGAUGCUGUAGAACCUGCUUCUUCAGAUGUUCCUUCCCCACCACCACCACCUCCUGCUGUUGAACGUGGUAUUCCUCCUCCUCCUCCCCCUCCAGCAGCUCCUGCCGUUGCUGCUGCUGCUGCUGCUCCAACAUCCACUGAUUUUACACCACCUACUGGUGGAAAUAUGAGAAAUGCCUUAUUGGGCCAAAUUCAAGCAGGUACUAAACUCAAGAAGACAGAGACCAAUGAUCGUAGUGCGUCUGCUAUUGCUGGUCAUGUUAUUGGCGAUGCAUCAGCACCUGUUCAAACAGCUUCACAAACACCAGUAGUUGCACCAGAGCCUGUUGCUGCCCCUCUUUCAAGUGGCGGUUUCUUAGCUGAAUUACAAGCACGUACAGAUGGUGCUAGUCCUCCUGUUGAGUCGGUCACUCCUGCUGCUGCUCCUGUCACGACUGAACAUACUGAAACAACACAUGAUGAGUCUUUACCUGAGAUUGAAUAUAUUGCCUUAUGGGAUUAUCCUGGAUCUGGUGAAGAUGACUUAUCGUUUUCACAAGAUGAUAUCAUUCUUAUUCGUGAUAAUAAUGAGACUGAAGAUUGGUGGUAUGGCACACUCCAAAAGAACAACAAGAAGGGCUAUUUCCCUAGAAAUUAUGUUCAAUUAAAGCCUGAAGCUGUCCCUGAAUUAAAUAUCAAAGCAAAAGCACUUUAUGAUUUUGAAGGCCCAGAAGGUCAGGGUUGUUUAGACUUCAAGAUGGGCGAAACAGUUAUCAUUCUUGUGAAAGAGAAUGAUGAUUGGUGGAAAGCAAAAUCAGAAGAUGGUACUCGUGUUGGCCUAGUGCCAGCCAACUACCUUGAAGAACAUGUUUAAGUUGAUGUCCUCAAUAAACAAAAAGCACUAUCAAGUACACGAAAAUGUUCUCUUUGAUCAUAUUUUUUUAAUGAACAUGCGUUCAACGAUGAUAGCUUUUUUAUAUAGUAAAUAAUAUAGGACUUGUUCAUUGCUAUUAAUAAACUCAUUUAUGAUAAAGUAUGGUAG